Manihot esculenta (cassava) is the source of this 2965-nucleotide messenger RNA. RefSeq names its product pentatricopeptide repeat-containing protein At1g73400, mitochondrial. Lineage: Eukaryota; Viridiplantae; Streptophyta; Magnoliopsida; Malpighiales; Euphorbiaceae. The record is from RefSeq and is a predicted model, not a curated record. The transcript has 4 exons. The coding region runs from base 226 to 1956 and encodes 576 amino acids. Gene Ontology annotation, molecular function: protein binding.
UUCAUUAACACACUCAUUUGAGCUGUGAACUGGCCGAAGCUCCCUCUUCCGCCAUCUGCUUCCAGCCAAUCCUGCGCUUAAAUCGACCGCCUUGAGGCAUCUCCGAUGCCGUUUUCUUGCUCCAUCUGGUAUUUCUACUCGUAAUAUCUUAGCUCCAAUUCUUCUCUUGAUUUUUCUUGACAGCAAUUGAUUCUUUCCUGUCGGAAUUACCUGGUUUUAAAUCUAAUGGGAAUGAGGAGAGUUUGUGCAUUUCUGUUUUCUGCCAAAAGAAACUGUCCAUCUUCUUUUUCUGCUUCUUCUAUCGUAUUGGGUAAUAGUAUUAUUGUUAGAAAUGCUGGUCCAUCAUUUUCAUAUACUCCUAGAAUCAUGCUGCUUAAUGGAUGUUGUUCAAAUUGUUUACCCAAAUCAUCACUUCCCUUAACUUGUUCACCUGGUAUUGUUGCUUAUUUUGCUACUAUUCGCUGUUAUUGUUAUCUGUCUGCUGUCCCAGAACAAACAAUUGAGGGAAGAAAUGACGUUGGAGAUAGCAAUAUUGAUAAGGUAUAUGCGACUGUUAUGGAUAGCUCUAUUGAUAUGGAGAAAGCCCUCGAUCAACUUGGUUUAGAACUGACCACUGGUUUGGUUGUUGAGGUACUUGGUAAGCUUCGUUUUGAGGAAAAGAUUGCUUUUAGAUUCUUUAUGUGGGCGGGGCACCAACAAAAUUAUGCCCAUGAGCCUUCUGCUUAUAAUGCAAUGAUCGACAUUCUCUCUAAUACAAAAUAUAAGGUGAAACAGUUUCGUAUAGUUUGUGAUAUGCUGGAUUAUAUGAAGAGGAGUAACAAGAAUGUUGUUCCUGUUGAGGUUUUGUUAACAAUUUUGAGAAACUACACCCAAAAGUACCUGACGCAUGUUCAGAAAUUUGCCAAGAAAAAGAGGAUAAGGGUGAAGACUCAACCAGAAAUUAAUGCUUUUAACUUGCUACUAGAUGCUAUGUGCAAGUGUUGUUUGGUUGAGGAUGCAGAAACAAUGUUUAAGAGGAUGAAGAACAGGGUGAAGCCUGAUGCUAAUACGUACAACAUACUGUUUUUUGGAUGGUGUAGAGUUAGGAAGCCAACUAGAGGAAUGAAGGUUUUGGAGGAAAUGAUUCAACUGGGUCAUACCCCUGAUAGUUUUACAUACAACACUGCUAUUGAUGCGUACUGUAAAGCAGGAAGGGUGACAGAGGCAGCUGAACUUUUUGAGUUUAUGAGAACAAAGGGUUCAACAAUGUCUGCUCCUACUGCAAAAACUUACACAAUCAUGAUUGUGGCACUUAUCCAGAAUAAUAGAAUCGAUGAGGGCUUUAAGCUUAUUGGGCAUAUGAUAAACAGUGGUUGCCUCCCUGAUGUUUCAACCUACAAAGAAUUGAUUGAAGGAAUGUGUUUGGCUGGAAAGCUUGAUGAAGCUUAUAGAUUUUUGCAGGAGAUGGGAAACAAAGGUUAUCCUCCUGAUAUAGUUACUUAUAACUGUUUUCUAAAGGUUCUAUGUGAAAAUGGGAAGAGUGACGAAGCACUUAGGCUGUAUAGAAGAAUGAUUGAGGUGGGUUGUUUGCCUAGUGUGCAGACUUAUAAUAUGCUGAUUUCCAUGUUUUUUGAGAUGGAUAAUCCCGAUGGGGCAUUUGAGACUUGGCAUGAGAUGUGUAAGAGAGACUGUGCUCAGGAUAUUGAUACAUAUUCUGUGAUGAUUGAUGGGCUUUUUGGUUGCAAUAAAGUAGACGAUGCAUGUAUUCUAAUAGAAGAAGUUGUGAAUAAGGGAAUGAAAUUGCCCUAUAAAAUGUUGGACUCCAUUCUAAUGAAGCUUUCAGAGAUUGGUGAUCUUCGAACCAUCCACAAACUGUCAGAGCACACAAGAAAGUUUUAUAAUCCUUCUAUGGCCAGACGUUUUUCUCUAAAUGAGAAACGCAAGAGCAUGAGCUUUAGAGGAAGAAAGAAGCUAUGAAAGUUAUCCUUGUUUAUUUAUCUUAAAGGUGAGAAAAGAAUCAAGAAUCUUUUUGUAUUUUGGGUCAUUUAUAUUUCCAUUACUGGAAGGAACCAAAAAACAGUUCUCAAGAUACUUGUGCUGAAGUGCACACAAUUGACUAAUGAAAGAAAUGUAGAACAGUUCUGUGAAAGCUUGCUAGUUGAACAGUUUGGAAAGACAAAGCUUUGGCUUCAGUGACCAUAUGAUCAAACUGCUACUUGUUUUAAAGUCAAAGCAUUUUGUGACAUCAAAUUCAAUUUGAUGGAUAUCAUUAGACAUGAGAGAAUAUCGGAUGCAUUCCAGCUGUUUGGAAAUCAUAUGCUCCUCUACAUAAUUCUCUGCAGACGGCACUGUCUCUGGACUCAGCGGUGACAGUUUUCCCUUUGGAAAGACUAGAACGAGUUGGGAAAGUGAAUACAAAUACUGGAGAACGCCUUAUCAUUUAUUCUUUGGGAGGAAUGUUUUGAUACUUUUUUUCUUUCUUCCCAAAUUUAUUGUUUUUAAGGAGUUGUUGGCAAUAGUUGAGCCCUUAAAUCUUCAUGUGCCCUCAUUCAAACUUGAUAUUUCCACGUUCUAGUCAUCACCAUUUCCUUAAAUUUAAAGUUUCCUGGUCUUGAGAGAUCGUCCAGAGACUAUAAAAGCUUUGAAGCCAAGCUUCUCGUAGUAGGUGUUGCUCUUGGUUCUCCUCUUGAUUGCUAAGGUGCUUAUGUAUUCUCAAAAGAACUAAGCAGUAAGGCUAGACUUUGAAUGGAUCAAGUGGAUGUCGAUGCUUGGCACGUGAGUUCCGCAUAAAUCCAGUAGUUUGAUCAAGCUAAAUGGGGCCUUGAUGUCUAUUGGCUCUUGUGACUGAAGGCUGAAGCUGUGGCCUGAUUCGGUCCAAAUUUGAACUGGAUUUGGGGGCCUGGUGAUUCAUGAUUUUAAUCUGUUCGAUUCUUAUGUCAUUUUAAUGUGAAUUAAGCAAUCUAAUCAUUAGAAAUAAUUUUCAUUU